AUGAAUUCUCUCUCUCCCUCUUCUUCUCUCUGUCUUUGUCUGUCUCUUUCUCUACUUCCAGUAAUAAUUAUUAAACUUCAUUAUCUAUCUAUCUAUCUAUCUAUCUAUCUAUCUAUGCCAGAGAUUUCAUAUCCUUUUUCAUAUCAUUCAUGUUUCUCUUACUCUCUCUUUCGUAAAUACGGUUCAUAUCUAUCUCACUAUUUCUCAUCCUCUUUCUCCUCUUUCUCAUCUAUCUAUCUAUCUAUCUAUCUAUCUAUCUAUCUGUUCUUUCAUAUCCUUCUCAAUAAAUAUGUCUCAUAUCUACCAAUCUCAUUGUUUCACUUCCCUUUUUCACAUCUAUCUAUCUAUCUAUCUAUCUAUCUAUUGCAGUCUGUUGCCAUCUAUCUAUCUAUCUCCCCACUCUCUCUCAAUUCUGAACAAACCGUCAGUUUUAAUCUUUCCUUCUUUCUUUCUUUCUUUCUUACAUGCUCUUUCGCCAUGCCAAGUCUCCUCCGCUCCUCAAUUCACGGAUCCUCCGUCACCGACACCAUUUUCUUCAAAUUCCGCCAUCUUUAUAUACUUUUCGAGGUCAUCUAUCUAUCUAUCUAUCUAUCUAUCUAUCUAUCUCUUGCUAUGGUUUUCCAUUUGUUGUUUUUAUUCGCUUCCUUGUUUUAUUUCCUUCUUCUUUCUAUAUUCAAUUCGUUGCCCUCGUUAUGCAGUACUUAUUUCAUUUUUCUUCGUUAUUUCUUUUAUUUCAUGUGCUCUUUCUCUAUAUCUCUUUUCUUAUUUUUUUCAUUUUCAUUUUUCUCCCUUCUUUACACGCCUAUUUUUUUCUUUCAAUUUGCGCCUUCCUUCUUUUCUUCUGCUAUUUUUUUUUCAUUUACUUCUCUUUUUCCUCUUACUUUUCCUCUUUUAUUUCUUCCUCCUACUUUACGUUCGUUUUCUUUAACUUUUUUAUCCUCCUAUUUUCUUCUUGAAAUUCUUACACUUAUUCUUUUCUUUCUUCCAUUGUUUUUUUUCUUAACUUUCUCCUCAUUUUUUUCUUUAAUCUUCUUCUCUCCUUCUUUUGUUUCUUCAAUUAUCCUUUUCCUUCCUCUCCUUCCUUUUCUUACAAUUUUUAACCUUCUACUUUUCUUUCUUCAGUUAUUUUUUCAUUUACUUCUUCUGCAUCCUCUUUUCUUAUUUUUCCUUUUCUUCCUCCUCCUGCUUUUGUAUUUCAAUUCUUCAACCUUUCUUUUUUUUUUUCUUCAGUUCUUUUUCCAUUACAUAUUCCUCCUCUUUUACCUUCUUUCAAUUUUUUUUUCAACCUUCGGUUAUCUUUUUCCUUUGCUUCUUCUUCUUCUUCUUCCCCUUUUUUUUCAAUUCUUCGUCCUUCUUUUUUUUUUUUUUUUUCUUUUUCCUUUAAUUCUUCCUCCUAUUUGUUUUCUUCUUUCAAUCCUUCAACCUUUUAAUUUUAAUCCAUUUUCCCCUCCUUUUUUUUUCUUCCUUCAUUUCUUCAUCCUCGAUCAUUCCUAUCCUUCGAUUCUUCAUCUUUCAACUUAA
This is a messenger RNA of Acanthosepion pharaonis, 1521 nucleotides long. The record is from the annotation of a GenBank genome assembly. NCBI's taxonomy places the organism in Eukaryota, Metazoa, Mollusca, Cephalopoda, Sepiida, Sepiidae.